UUAUUUUUAUAAUUCAAAAAUUUAGCCCAUUCAUAGUAAUAUAUCCCAAAAUGAAAGGCGGUCAUAUAGUUGGAAUAUUGGCAAUUAUUUUAAUAUCUUCAACGUUUGUAGUGACCAAUGAAGGAGGUUUCAUUAAUGAUUUCAGGGAAUUGUUAAAAAAUACAAGAUACAGUAGUCUUAUACCAUCAGAUAAAGAUUACUGUAGUCUUACAGACAAUAUCACUUGCAACGAUGAAAAAGAAAUUAUAGGAAUACAUUUUAAAAAUAUUGAUCUUAGCGGAAAGUCCCUACCACAAUCAAUAUCUAACCUACAAAAGUUACAAACCUUGUCUCUUAUUAAUUGUAAAAUCAGAAUAGACGUUUAUCCAAUCUUAAACAAUUUAAAAACCAUAGAAAUUACAAGUAAUCAGUACUUCAAGAACUUCUAUAUUAAUUCUCCAAAUUUGGUCAAGCUAGAUCUUUCUCGAAACGCUUUAAAAUGCAAACUGAGUGACCUUCAGUUCAGUAAAACUGUGAAAUACCUUAAUCUGUCAGGAAAUCAACUUUAUGAUACUAUUGAUAUAUUUAGCACAAUUGGAGAUGAUGGUAAACACUAUGAAGACCUGGAAGUAUUAGACCUUUCAAAAAAUACCCUCACAGGCGAUAUCAAAGAAUCCUUCAAUAAAAACUUCAAAUUGUCGAUUUUAAACCUUGGAUAUAAUUUAUUAAGUGGCGAGAUUCCGUCGUUCGAAAUGCACACUCAACUGAAAUAUCUUGAUCUUUCGCAUAAUUCGUUUUCGGGCACAAUUCCUAAAUUUACGAAAAAUAUUAACUUAGUUAAGUUGGAGUUGGGAAGCAACCAGCUUACAGGGACUAUACCAUUUUUAUUUACUAAUACUAAGUUAUCGGUGAUAGACUUUUCUAGUAAUAAGCUGAGAGGUGGUAUUCCGAAUGUCUGUAGACCCAGCAUAGUAGUUUUCAAUGUAUCAUCAAAUAAUCUAGUAGAAGAACUUCCAGAUUUUUGUGGCUCUGAACUUUUGAGUAUUUUAGACGUUUCAAAUAACAUGUUAGUAGGCAGUAUUCCAACUUUCCCUAGUAGGUUCAUAUCGAAACUAUAUCUUGGAAAUAACUUGUUCAAAGGUAGAAUGCCAUCGUUCAGUUAUAAUCCAUACCUAGAAUAUGUGAAUUUUUCACAUAAUAGUUUAUCGGGCCGUUUAUAUGAAUUUGAUACUGAAAAGCCUCUACUCACAACGUUAGACCUAUCUAGUAACAAGUUUUCUAAAGCUAUACCAUCUUUUUACAACGCAAGAAAUAUAAUCUACCUUAACCUUUCAAAUAAUCAUUUCUCGCACUGUUCUGGGAUAGCCGGGGAAGUCAGUUUUGUAAACAAAUUUCAAUAUUUGGAUUUAUCUAAUAAUCAUCUAGAAUCUACUCCAAAUUUUGAUCUUUUGGCUUCAUUAAAAUAUCUGAACUUGUCAUUUAACAAAUUAACAGGCCAAGUUCCAAGUUUUUCUCAAAAUUACAUAUUGGAGGUCCUUGAUAUUUCAAAAAACAGCUAUACGGGCGGUUUAUCGGUUACUGGUGAUAAGUUGAGGAUAUUCAAUAUUUCGUCUAAUAAAUUUAAAGGUUAUAUGCCAUUAAUAACCGGAGCUGAGGAAUCAUUAAAAGUAUAUGACAUCUCAAAUAAUAAAAUACGUGGCAAAAUCGAAGGCUUUGAGAGUUAUCGUGAGAUACAGAAGAUAAAUUUAUCAAGCAACAUGCUUUCAGGUAGUCUUCCAACCUUUAAGGAAAACUCCAACUUGGAGUUACUACUUAUGAGUGAAAAUCAAGGAUUUACCUACACUUGCACGGCAGAUAGACCCUUUAGCACUUUUGUAACAUCAAAGAAAUUAGCUAAGGAGAAUUGUAAAUUGGAUACAAUCAAGUUCAGUGGAUGCAAUAAUGAUGAAAUCAAGGUGAUUGAUAGUAUAUGUAAACUUAUUAUUACAUCAAAUGCAAGGUCUAUCUACUAUAUUGGCAUAAUACAAGCAUUAGUGACACUAGUUGGGUUGUUACUCGUAUACUAAUGAAUUUCAUGUGUGUGCAUUAAUAAGUAAUAUGUAAUGUACAAUCAGUUUAUAACGCAUAAAUAAUAGCAUAAUAGCGUUUAUUGUUCUUUUUAUUUUUGUUCAUCUACAUAUCUUUCGACUAUUCUGAAUAUAUAUUUAAACACUAACAGCAUUAAUAAUCUUAUGGUAACAAUAAAGCAAUUAUGUUUUAAUAUGUUAUUGUAUCUAAGAUUUAUUUAUAAUAUUCAUCAAUCUGAUCUACGUUAUAUAAUAAAAUAAAUAAUUAACCAUAAA
Messenger RNA from Schistocerca gregaria, 2321 nucleotides. RefSeq lists its product as uncharacterized. The record is from RefSeq and is a predicted model, not a curated record. Gene Ontology annotation, molecular function: protein binding. Gene Ontology annotation, cellular component: plasma membrane. The transcript has 26 exons. Gene Ontology annotation, biological process: hormone-mediated signaling pathway. Lineage: Eukaryota; Metazoa; Arthropoda; Insecta; Orthoptera; Acrididae. Bases 51 to 2045 code for a protein of 664 amino acids.